Molecule: messenger RNA, 1691 nt
Organism: Halteromyces radiatus
Lineage: Eukaryota; Fungi; Mucoromycota; Mucoromycetes; Mucorales; Cunninghamellaceae
Product: FAD dependent oxidoreductase
Exons: 7
Coding region: 71-1588 (505 amino acids)
Molecular function (GO): (S)-2-hydroxyglutarate dehydrogenase activity; (S)-2-hydroxy-acid oxidase activity
Source: RefSeq, a predicted model, not a curated record
GUUCCUUCUUCUUUCUUUCUUCGUUAUCAUCCUUGUUAUUUCGAAUAACUUUAUAUAUUCAAACAACAUUAUGAUCAGAUCUACAUUUCUACCGAGACUUGACAAGAUUGGUUCUCGUUUAUGCAUGACCAGUGUACAAAAGUCAUUAUCUCCAUGCACCCGAUCUUUUCAUACGACACAAAGUCAAACCCUGUAUUAUUUUGAUCAUCUUCCUGGGGAAAAGUCAGAGAAAGUCAACAAAGGACUUGAACAUCUUUUAGGACCAAUACGUGAAAAGAACUAUCGUAUGGGAAAUUUGGCAACAAACUCUGGAAGGGAAAUCUUUGACGUAUGUGUAGUGGGUGGCGGUAUCAUUGGUUUAGCAACAGCUCGUGAACUCUUGAAUCGAUAUCCAGGAAUGAAAGUAUGUGUUCUUGAAAAAGAACCUGAAGUGGGACAACAUCAAACAGGUCAUAACUCUGGAGUUAUUCAUGCUGGUAUUUAUUAUGAACCUGGUACCUUGAUGGCUAGAACUUGUGUACGUGGUGCUGAUAUGAUGUAUAAAUAUGCUGAAGAACAUGGUCUUCCUGUGGAACGAUGUGGUAAAUUGAUUGUUGCAAGUAACAAAAAGGAACAUGAUCUAGUAGUUAAGCUCUAUGAACAAGGUGUCGCCAAUGGAGUCAAAGAUUUGGAGAUCGUUUACAAGGAUCAGAUUCGUGAAAUGGAACCCAAUGUUGCAGCCUAUAGUGCUUUACAUUCACCAAAUACUGGAAUUAUCAACUUUUGGUUGGUAGCUCAAAGCAUUUUACGAGAAAUCAUCGAUUCAAAGCGUGGCGAUGUUAAAUGCUCGUUUGAAGCGAAAAAGUUUGAAAAAACAUCUGAUGGACUUGUCAAGAUCACAGGAAGCGAAACCAUCAUGAAUGGACCAGUAUUAGAAGUAUAUGCAAAGAACGUGAUUACAUGUGGUGGAUUUUAUUCUGAUCGACUUGCAGGAAAGGCAGGAGGUAAUCCUAAGGAACAUCGCGUAGUGACAUUUCGUGGACAAUAUUAUCAAGUCAAGGCAGACAAGAAAGCUCUUGUUCGUCGUAACAUCUAUCCUGUACCUUCUGGAGGUGGUAUUCCUGUCGGUGUCCAUUUUACACCUACUGUUGACGUGCGUCGUGGUCAUCAAUUGAUUGUGGGUCCUGGCGCUUGUUUCACCACGUCAAGAGAAGGUUAUCGGUUUUGUGAUUUUAAUUUGUACGACGUUUGGGACACUUUUUCAAAUAUCCAAUUUUGGUACUUUGCAUUCAAGAAUUUUGGCCUCUCUAUCAAUGAACUUUAUUGCGAUCUUAACAAACGUGCCUUUAUACGAAGAGCUAGAAAAAUCAUCCCUGAAUUGACAAAUGAUAUGGUUGAACUUAGUUUUGCUGGAGUCAUGUCUCAAGUCUUUGAAAAUGGUGGAAUGGCUGCUCAAGAUUUUAUUAUUGAAAGGAAAGCAAUGGAUGGAUUGGUCCUCAAUGUUAGAAAUGCACCUACUCCUGCGGCUACAGCUUCCUUGGCUAUUGGCGAAUUGGUGGUGGAUGCGGCAAAUGAAGAUUUUGGAUUCAAGGACAAAUAUAAUAUUUAGCAUAAGCUUUUUUUUUUUUUUUUGAUUCAUUAGACAUAGUUUAAGAUAAACAUACAAAAUAAAAAAAUAAAAAUCAAACUUGACUCUCAUGUGAUCCAACUCA